This is a messenger RNA of Salvelinus fontinalis (brook trout), 529 nucleotides long. RefSeq names its product lipopolysaccharide-induced tumor necrosis factor-alpha factor homolog. Lineage: Eukaryota; Metazoa; Chordata; Actinopteri; Salmoniformes; Salmonidae. The transcript is spliced from 4 exons. Gene Ontology annotation, molecular function: zinc ion binding. Bases 2 to 529 code for a protein of 175 amino acids. The record is from RefSeq and is a predicted model, not a curated record.
UAUGGAGAAGAGCCAGUAUGGACCCCCGCAGGACGUGCCUGCUCCCCCCUACUCCGGCCUCCCAGCGGGCUACCAAGGAAGUGGCGGGGGAACAGCCUACCCCCCUCAGCCUGGCUACCAGGGAAGUGGCGGGGGAACAGCCUACCCCUCCCAGCCUGGCUUCCAGGGAGGUCCCCAACCCGGCAUGUACCCACCACCUUCCCAACCCGGCAUGUACCCACCACCUCCCCAAGCCGGCACGGGCAUGGCACAACCUACAAACGCCCCCAGUGUAACCCAGGUUGUGGUGAUGCAGCAGCUGCUGCCUAGAGACGUACCCGGCCAGAUGACGUGUCCCCACUGUCAGGUCCAGGUUCUGACAGAGACCACACACACCCCUGGACUGCGCACCUGGGUCAUCUGUGGAGUCCUCGGCGUCUUUAUGUGCUGGCCAUGCUGUUUGAUUCCGUUCUGUGUUGACUCCUGUAAGGACGUAGAACACCGCUGCCCCAACUGCAAGAGAGUGAUCCACAUCCACAAACGCGAAUAG